Ahaetulla prasina is the source of this 2885-nucleotide messenger RNA. Its product is annotated as leukocyte elastase inhibitor-like. NCBI's taxonomy places the organism in Eukaryota, Metazoa, Chordata, Lepidosauria, Squamata, Colubridae. Gene Ontology annotation, molecular function: serine-type endopeptidase inhibitor activity. Gene Ontology annotation, biological process: negative regulation of endopeptidase activity. The transcript has 7 exons. The record is from RefSeq and is a predicted model, not a curated record. The coding region runs from base 213 to 1355 and encodes 380 amino acids.
CUUAAGACUGCCUGGUUCUGAUCUCUUCCCCUGCCAGCCGGUGACGGUCAGGGUCCCAGGGCGCUACCGCCUCGCCAGUUCCAGAGUCCCCCCCCCCAGCGCUCCCUUCCUCGCAACAUCAGGACCAGGGAUCUGUGCGGCUGUGGCUCUGUGCGCAUCCAACCCACCUUCAGCAUCACCCCUGAUAUUCUCUCGCUUUCCCGUUCGUCACUAUGGAUAAACUGGCUGAUGCAAACUCGCAGUUUGCUUUGGAUCUUUUCCAAAAGUUGAAGGAAGCCCACCCAACCGGCAACGUUUUCUUUUCUCCGCUCAGUUUAUCGUCCGCACUGGCCAUGGUCGUCUUAGGGGCCCGGGGUAACACAGCCUCGCAACUCUUGAAGGCACUUCAUUUUGAUGGUGUUGAAGACCUUCAUUCAGUAUUUCACCUGCUCAAUGCAAAAAUUAACCAGCGCAAUGCACCCUAUAUUCUGAAACUUGCUAAUAGAUUGUAUGGGGAAAAAACUUUCAACUUUUCAUCUGAUUUCUUGACUAGCACCCAGAAUUUGUAUGGUGCUGAAUUAUCCACAGUGGAUUUCUUAAAUGCUCCAGACAAGGCAAAAAAGGAAAUUAACCAAUGGGUUGAACAGCAGACUGAAGGUAAAAUCCCAGAGUUGUUAUCUGAAGGAUCCAUCAAUGAAAUCACUAAAUUGGUUUUGGUGAAUGCUGUCUACUUUAAAGGCAGCUGGGCAAAGGCAUUUAAAGAAAAAGAUACUGAAGACAAGCCUUUUAGACUAAAUAAGAGAGAAAAGAAGACUGUGAAGAUGAUGUUUAUGAAAGAGAUACUUCCUUUUGGUUAUAUCCCUGAAUGCAAGUGUCGUGUGCUGGAACUGCCAUACAAAGGAAAGGAUCUUAGCAUGAUCAUCCUUUUGCCUGACAGCAUUGAAGAUAAUUCCACAGGCCUGGAACAGCUGGAGAAGCAGCUCACUUUGGAAAAACUGCAAGAAUGGACAAAGCCCAAAAAUAUGAAUUCCGGCGUGGACGUCUAUGUAAAUCUACCUAAAUUUCAACUGGAAGAAAACUAUGAUCUUAACUCUCACUUUGCAGCAUUGGGGCUAGUAGAUGUGUUUGACAGUGGAAAGGCUGAUUUGUCUGGAAUGUCGGGAGCUCAGGAUCUCCAUGUGUCUAAAAUUGUUCACAAGUCCUUUCUGGAAGUAAAUGAAGCGGGCACUGAAGCAGCAGCAGCUACUGGUGUUACAUAUAUGCCUUGCUGUCUGAUCAUGGGGAAGGAUUUUAAUGCUGAUCAUCCUUUCCUAUUUUUUAUCCGUCAUAAUCCAACAAACACUAUACUUUUCCUUGGUAGAUUUGCUUCUCCAUAGAGUGUAUCUUAAGUCAUAAAACCAACUUCCAGCCUCCUAUAAUAUACACGUUUCCCUGCCUGCUUGGGAGAAUUGCCAUGAACAAGUUGAGUUUCUCCAGAUGUUUUCCAUCUUCGGUUUUCUUGAACUCCUGAGUCUGUUAACAGGUUUUAUGUGACACCCCUGCUCUAAAGGGUAGCCAUCUCUAAUCUAAGACAUUCAGGUGUGUUUGAUUGCAGUUCCUUUAAUUUCCAACUAGCUAGGAAUUCUGGGGAUUUUAGUUUGAGCCCUUGGAAGCCAUUAGGCAAAAGUAUUUGUAAAACGAAUAACACAUGAAUUACUAGAAUACAGUUGGCCUUCAUUCAAUAUAAUGUAAGAGUCUUUGGUCCUUGAAAAUCAUUGAUAAUAUAGAAUCCCGAAAGUGACUUCUUUUUUGUUCUUACAAAUGCAAAGCCAUUUGGUACGUGUCUUAGUAAGUACCGUGUUUCUCAGAAAAUAAGACCAAAUCUUAUUUUCUUUUAGACUUGAAAGUAAACACUUGGGCUUAUUUUCGAGGCAGUCUUACUUUUUUUGAGGUGCAGCAGGCCAGACACGGUGAGCUGGAUGUGCCGUGGAUGCACCAUCGCCUCCAUUCCAAACUUUCAGUGUUUGGAAUGGAGGCUUUUUGGCAAACAGGAGGAAAAUGGGAGGGGGGAAUUUUUCCUGCCUGCCAUCCUUUCCUCAGUAUGUGCUAAGCUUGAGGAAUGGAUGACAGGCAGGAAAAUCCCCCCCCCCAUUUUCUUCCCAUUCACCAAAAACCAUCUCACAAGCCUCCCAAAAAGAGAGGGGAAAAGCAAAGGAGCUGAUCGCAAAGUAGCCAUUUUCAGGGAAGCAGACCAACAAGCAGAAUCGCUGCACCCAGAAAGAGAAGGGCGCUGCCCCAAGGGGUCAGUGGGCUGCAGCUGCAGCCGGACAGAUCCCCCCUCCACACCUGCGCCACCAUUCAUGCUGGCCACGAGCAUCCCCCCAGACUUAUUUUCAGGGUGGGGUAAUAUUAGGCCGAUACCCAAAAAAUUAGGGUUGGGCUUAUUAUUGGCAUGGGUCGUGUUUUUGGAGAAACCCGGUACCUUAUGAGGAAUUACGGUGUAACUUUUCUUAUCAUUCAGUAAAUGCAGAAUUGUUGACAUACGAAUCAUCACUGACCUCAAUCUACUAUUUUAUUUUAUUUUAUUGAUAUUUUUUGUCCACAUUCUCUCUGCACAGUAAAUCUGAACUAUAUAUUGUUGUCCAUCCUUCAGGCAUUGAUUUUAUUGAAGGAAGGUGUCAGAUAAAGAAAUUCUAAUGUCAGUUUGAAGAGUUUGAAAGACUAGCUGUGUAUAUGAACAAACACAAGUAGGAGUCCCUGUUCAAAUUACAUCUUGGUGAUAAAGAAGGCAGUGUCAAUAUCCCUCCAUCCUUACUGUGUUUGUAGACUGCGAUUCUAGUCACAUUAAAUUUUAAGUCUUUCUUUUGGAAUAGAAUUAUCUUUUUUUUAAUUUUAUUUUUAUUACAAUUUUUUUCAUAACAAUUGUA